CCCUCCGUGAACCCACGUGGCUCAUGGACACCGGUGCUUCUCAUCAUAUCGUCUCCGACCCAGGAUCCUCGGACGGGCAACGUGAUUCAUCGCUCCAAUGAUAACGGCCCCCUCUACCCUCUGCGCACGCACAUCCCGGUUGCUCAAGCACACGCUGCCUCUGUUGACACCCAGACAUAGCGUUUUUGUUUAUGAGGAGGCUCUACGUGGGAGGAAUCUGCUCCAGGCUAAGAAAGGUUGCCCAGUGAACUUUGAGAUACAAAACUACACAAUAAUAACGAGCCAAUGCAAGGGGCCGGAGUACGCGCCAAAGCAAUGCUGCAAUGCUCUUUUGCAAUUCGCCUGUCCGUACGCCGCCGAUAUUAACGACGUCGCCACCGAUUGCGCCGACGCUAUGUUCAGCUACAUCAACCUCUACGGGAAGUACCCGCCGGGACUGUUCGCCAACGAGUGCAGGGGAGAUAAGCUCGGCCUCCGGUGCAACGAAACUGCUCCGGCAACGGCGGCGGAGGCUUCAGAUCACGGCGGCUGCCGCAGUCCUCUCUUGCUUGCACUUGUUGCUUUUCUAAUACCAGUCAUGUUGUGACAACCAAAAUGCUUUUCUGUUUUGAUCUUUUUGAUCAAGUGACACACAACUUUGAUAAAAUAUUAUGAGAAGUUUAUUUAAGUUUAUCUUAGUAUAUAGUUUUUUAAUAUAUCAAAUUUUAUUGGAGUAUCAUUUAUGAAAAAAAGUGCACUGUUUAUCAUUUGUUUAUUUAGAUUAUACUUAAUAUAUGGUCAAAGAUUAU
Messenger RNA from Cuscuta campestris, 788 nucleotides. The record is from the annotation of a GenBank genome assembly. NCBI's taxonomy places the organism in Eukaryota, Viridiplantae, Streptophyta, Magnoliopsida, Solanales, Convolvulaceae.